AUGCUGGCGCGAAAGGUCAUGUGGAGACUGCUGGUUGUCGCAUUGAUCAGCUGUGUUGCAGCUGGUGGCUUCCCCGACUAUCCAAAGGCAACUCUUGAGAAUCGUGGAGAUGCCUGGAGGCAGGUUGCGUUGUUUUUUUUGAAGCGCCGCCUAUCGUUCUCCAAUUUUCUUUGGCAAGUGACCAGUGGCAGGCUUCCGCGGGUUCUCUUUGCUGACUGGACUCAGCCGGGAAUGACGAAACCACGGGCGCAAGAUCGCGAGCUGGUUUGGACAGUUCCAGAUGCCGUCUUGGACUUGAUUCCAAUGAAGAUCCGCAAAAUCCUUUCGUGUGACAAGGGUCCUUUACGGGUCGUGCGAAACUUGGAUGUGCUGGAUAUGUUCGGCGGUCGGGCUCGGAUCAGUCGCUGGGCGGAGCUUCUCUCGCUCAAACCGGCUGCCCUGGACCGGGACCACUCCCAGCACUUGGACUUUCUGACGGACGGUGGACUGGCCAUAGCCAUCGUGAGCCUCCUGAGACUGCGACGGAAAGCACUUGCAUUCCUAGGGCCCCAGUGCUCGUCAUGGGUAUGGCUGAGUAGAUCAGUCACGAAGCGUUCCGCUGGCAACCCUCUCGGUGAUUCCAGCGUCCAGUGCGUGGCGGACGGCAACCGUCUCAACCAGAUCUGCGCGCUCUUUGUUACCAUCUGCUACCAUUGUGGUGUGGAAUGGUGCGUGGAGCAACCAGCAUCAAGUCUCUUCUUUCAUACCCGAGUCUGGCUAGCCGUGAUUCGUGAACAGAACCCGUUCGAGAGGUUUGUUCACUUGAAGCAGUUUGGACAUUCGUCUACCAAGAACACUCUGCUCGUCGGCCUGCCGCAAUUGCUGGCAAGCAUGGGCAAGGAACUGAGCGCUAAGGCCAAGCGCAGGGGAUGCAGAAAGAUUAGGAAGGCACCAGCAAAAGCCAAGGCAAAAGCCAAGGCAAAAGCCAAGGCAAAAGCCAAGGCCAAGGGCGAGAACCAGCCAAAGGCCAAAGCAAAGCGCGCUGCCCAGGCAAAGCCGGCAACGUCAGGGGCCAGCUCAAGCAAACAGGGCCUUGCAAAAGUUUCCUACCGAGCUGACGGGAAGCGUCUGGUGUCGGGGAACCCGGCUGAGUUAAAGAAGUCGCAAGAGUAUCCUGUCAAGUUUGCCUUGGCUAUUGUGAAAGGGCAUUAUCCGGAGGCGAAAUAG
This is a messenger RNA of Symbiodinium natans, 1206 nucleotides long. The record is from the annotation of a GenBank genome assembly. NCBI's taxonomy places the organism in Eukaryota, Dinophyceae, Suessiales, Symbiodiniaceae.